CACACUUGUUUGCAGAACAUGGAGGUCUUGAAACUGACAUAACCGUAUCAGAGGAUGAUAGAGUUUGGGUACGUGGCUGGUUUCCACUUUUAUUUUCUCUCUCCUGUGUCGUUAAUCGGUGUAAAUUAGACGUGAGAACCCGAGCCCUCACAGUACUUUUUGAAGUAAUCAAAACGUAUGGAGAUACUUUUAGUCCUCAUUGGUGGAAAGACCUUUUUAAAGUUUUGUUUAGGAUAUUCGAUAACAUGAAACUUCCCGAAAAACAACCCGAAAAAGACGAAUGGAUGACAACGACUUGCAAUCACGCCCUUUAUGCUAUAGUUGACGUUUUCACACAGUAUUACGAUGUACUAGGUCCUCUGCUUCUAGAAGAACUGUACUCACAACUUCAUUGGUGCGUCCAACAAGACAACGAACAGCUCGCUAGGUCCGGAACCAAUUGUUUAGAGAACUUAGUUAAUUCGAACGGUAAUAAAUUUACAGAAGGGACUUGGGAGAAGACGUGUCAGUGUAUGUUAGAUAUAUUUAAUUCGACGGUGCCAUCUGCUCUGCUGACGUGGAAACCAGAAUCUAUGAAGACUACGGCUGUGAUUGAACAAAAUGGCGAUAUUGGACCUAAUAAAGGUAUCUUGAAGAGAUCCAGUUACCAUCAAGACAUCAAUGUUGACAAUACAGAAGUGUUUAAUAGCUUAGCAAUUAAGAGCGCUGUCCAAUUGGAACUGAUCCAAACGAUCGAUAAUAUAAUUUUCUUUCCGGCGACUUCACGGAAGGAAGACGCCGAAACGCUGGCAUUUGCGACUGCAGAUAUGACAGGAGGGGGAUCUUUGACUGAAUGUCAGAGGGACGAGCAAGGAAUGUACAGAUUGCUGAGCAGUCCGCAUUUGUUGCAGUUGACUGAGUGCCUUCUACAGUCUCAUAGGUUUGCCAAAGCAUUUAAUAUCAAUCAUGAUCAAAGAAAUCUCCUGUGGAAAGCUGGAUAUAAAGGUUCUGCGAAACCCAAUCUUCUCAAGCAAGAAACCCAGAGUCUUGCUUGUUUAAUGAGGAUACUUUUCAAGAUGUACUGCGACGAAGAUAGACAGGAACACUGGUCUAUCAUCGAAACGAAACUUAUAACAGUGUGCCAAGAAGCUUUAGAAUACUUUUUGAGGCUGCAGAGUGAAAACCACAGGGAAGCGUGGACUUCUCUUCUAUUGCUAGUCAUGACUAGAUUAUUGAAGAUGCCUGAUAAUAGGUUUGCCGUACACAUUUCAAGGUAUUACCCACUCCUUUGUGAAAUAGUCUGUUUUGACUUAAAAGCCGAACUGAGGUCGAUAUUGAGAAGAGUCUUCCUUAGGAUAGGACCCGUAUUUCACAUAACCACCACAUAGUCGAAGAAGAAAACAUAGCCUUAGUCGUUAUUAAAAUUAUUUAUCGUUUCCAUUACGAAAGUAUCGGUUCACGCAUCUACAACUAAUAAUGUUUUACCUAAGAGUACAAAAGUGAUAUGUUCGUAACUCGAAAUGCGUGGCUCGGUAUUACUUUGGAUUUGAUGAUAAUUCGGUGAAAAAUUGUUUUCCUUGAGGAUCGAAGAAACCAAGAAAAGAACGACCUUUGGGAUAUGCCCACAUGCUUUACAGUUGAGGCUAACAGUAGUGAUACUAUAGUUAAACUAAUUUAGAAAAAUGAGUGUUAUUCUCCGCCUCAUACUUUUUUAUUGGAACAAAACGACUGAGCCAUGCUGAGAGUCCGUCAGCAUAUUUUGUUUUCAAAUAAAGUCAGAAAUAAAAGGAAAAAUUUAUACAACCAAAUUAAGCAACAUGGUAGUUAGUAUAAUUGCUGAUAAACAGGUAGUCCAAAAAUUUUAGUUUAUUCAUCUAAAAACUGAAAUUUCGUUUUUUGUUAAAAUGCAACGUUCAGUAAACGUAAAUAUAUUUUAAUAAUUUUUUUGCUACUAAAUUGGAAACAUAAGUGUAUCAAUCAGAUUAAAGUUUCAUUUAAAUAAUUUACAUGCUUAGAAUUCAGAGCUCCUCUUAACCAUCAAGACCAAUCAAGUUGGUAAAAAAUAAGAUUUGAGAAAAUAAGAUAUUACAAAAAGACUCUCAUGUAGGAAUUCAUCAGUUUUUAAGUGGAAAUAUUUUUAAAUAAACA
Diabrotica balteata is the source of this 2127-nucleotide messenger RNA. Lineage: Eukaryota; Metazoa; Arthropoda; Insecta; Coleoptera; Chrysomelidae. The record is from the annotation of a GenBank genome assembly.